GGAGCGAGCGCAGCCAUCGCACCGGUUGCAACAUCCGUCCAAAUGACCCCGCGAACCGCCAUGGCUGCGCAAAAGCCCGGCGCCGUCAACACCCCCGCCAUGGAGCAGAAGAUCGGCCAGGCAACCUCCGUCAUCAUCCCUCUGCUCGAACUUGGCGCGUUGGGCUACGAAACCUGGGUCUUUGUCUACUUGAUCUGUAUCCAAUAUCUCAUUACUCCCACGGACACUCUACGGCGCGACUUCGACAUCCGGCCCCGGCGGUCUACUGGCAUCGCCCUCAUCGUCGUAUACGCCCUGUUCCUGCUCUUCCUCACCAUAACUUGGAUGCGCCUCUUACAAAUGAUAUGGUCCAGGCCCGACGUCGUUCCGCUCGGCGAUGCGUCGCAAGAAAAAGAAGAUGCAAGCACAAAGGGCUUCGCAUUCGACCAUUGCGAUGCAUUCAUCUCCGACUACCAAGGGCUUCCGCUCUGGUGCGACAAGUGCCACAACUGGAAGCCGGACAGGACGCAUCACUGCAAGGAACUGGGCCGCUGCGUGAGGAAGAUGGAUCAUUACUGCCCUUGGGCUGGCGGCAUCAUAGCCGAGUCGACACACAAGUUCUUUAUGCAAUUCGUGUCGUACGCAGCCUUGUAUACAACCUUUACCUGGAUCGUGGUGGCCGUUUUCCUGGCGGAGCGCAACUCAAAGAUGGGUUCACGGCCCGGGACCUGGAUUGGCGCACUUGUAACAGGCGUACUCUUCAGCAUCUUCACCUUCACCAUGUCGUGCAUGACUAGCUGGAAUCUCAUGAUCAACUACACCUCGGUCGAAGGAAUCCAACGCGGCGGCAUUCACAACAUCGCCUUUCUCAUCUCGCCACCAUCCCCCCGUUCCAGCGCCUCGGUCUCAGCACCUGAGACCUCGCCGUCCCCGUCCAGCAAACACCACAAGAAGGGUCUCAGCAAUCGCACCGAGAAAGAGGCAGCCGAAGAGGACUGGCCUAUUCUGACCACUGUUACCCGUCCCUCGAAGCGCUCGUACGUGGUGAUGCAGACCAAGCCUUUUGAACAUCCCUGGUAUACAACUCUGAUGCAGGGCUGGAAAGACACCAUGGGAAACAGUAUCAUCGACUGGCUUCUACCACUUCGGCAGAGCCCCUGCAAGGAAAAAAGUCACACGGGCGAAUUCGCGUGGGGCGAGGUUGUGUACGACAUGGCGAGGAUGUACGAAGAAAAGAAUCCCGGAUCAAGACUGGCGCUGCUUCACGGCUCAAGCAAACGAUGAUAUUGCUCUGUGUUCGGCGUCAUUUUGAACUCUCUUCAGCGACUGAGCGUAUAUAUUUCUUUUUUUUUACUCAAAACAUGUGAUACCCACCUAGGUUGUAAUGUAAUGGCUGUACCCGCGUCAACGGCCCGAGGCCAGAAAAAGCAAACAAAUUGAAAAAAUCAUGGAGC
This is a messenger RNA of Exserohilum turcica Et28A, 1433 nucleotides long. RefSeq lists its product as uncharacterized. Bases 61 to 1263 code for a protein of 400 amino acids. Gene Ontology annotation, cellular component: endoplasmic reticulum; Golgi apparatus. NCBI's taxonomy places the organism in Eukaryota, Fungi, Ascomycota, Dothideomycetes, Pleosporales, Pleosporaceae. Gene Ontology annotation, molecular function: protein-cysteine S-palmitoyltransferase activity. The transcript is spliced from 2 exons. The record is from RefSeq and is a predicted model, not a curated record. Gene Ontology annotation, biological process: peptidyl-L-cysteine S-palmitoylation; protein targeting to membrane.